Molecule: messenger RNA, 3119 nt
Organism: Osmia lignaria (orchard mason bee)
Lineage: Eukaryota; Metazoa; Arthropoda; Insecta; Hymenoptera; Megachilidae
Gene: Hn
Product: phenylalanine hydroxylase
Biological process (GO): L-tyrosine biosynthetic process; L-phenylalanine catabolic process
Molecular function (GO): phenylalanine 4-monooxygenase activity; iron ion binding
Source: RefSeq, a predicted model, not a curated record
UUAUGACACAUUAGUCGAAAAUUGAUUGGUUCAAAAGACACCUUAGGGAGAGACAGGGAUAGAUUGGUGGUCUCUCCCAGGGAUAUCUUUUGAACUAAUCAAUUUUCGAGUCAAGCUCCUUGAACUUUUUUAUUAAGAAUAGCAAGAUGCAAAAUUUGGCAUCAAGCGAAGUACAAAAUUCAAAAAAAAAAAUUUUCAAAUUUGGAAAGCCCAAGUCUCUCCUCGAAAUAUCUUUUGAAUUGAUCAAUUUUCGACUCAAGUGUCUUCAUACUUUUUUAACGUAAUUGCAGUCGAUUCAAUUACAUAAUUGAUGACCUGUUUCAUAAUCUAUAAACGUUUAUUAUGCAAAAUAAAUAUGCAUUUAACAUUAAUCAGGAAUUACCCAGUGAUUACCCAGAUUUCUUAGGUAAAACUUCCUGAUUUCAUUCUUUGAAAUAUAUGAUCUAAGAAAGUGGAAUAGAAGUUCAAUCUAUUCUUGUAAUUCUAAAAAAUUAUUAAUUUCCAAAUUGAAAUUAAUACCUAACACAGUGGAUGGAAAUAAAUGAUAGAAUAUUCACGGUUAUCGAAGUUGAAGCUAAAUUUACAUAAAAUCAUUUUUAACAUAUUUAUAUUUAUAUCAGAAAUAGGCAGAUUUCAGUGGGUGAAAUCGACCUUGGUAUUCAACGUUGUUGAUUAUAAUUAGAAUGAUGCAAAACUGUCGAAAAUUACACGAUCGGUGAGCGUCUCCCCUUCCUUUGUCGUGUGAUUUUUGUAAAAGGACACUCGGGAUCGGAAGGCGAAGAGUUUUUGUUGCAUAGCUCCGCUUGAACGGAAUUAACGAUAAACGUUUUGCAGUUUCACUGAAAGAUAGAAAAAUGUGGUGAACAAGUGUAUAAAAGAGGGGAUCGUGAUGGUGUUUUGUGUCUUAUAAAAGUAGACGUCGUGACAGGUUAAUGAAGUGUAGUUUCUGUAACAGUCUCUCUCAGGCUAUCAGCUUCACGGUGUGAAAUAAUCUUCAUUUGUAUAUAUGAACAUCGGCUACGAGAAUCGUAUCAAAGCUACGCUCAUGAUGCACGACCCCAAAUUGGUACAUGGAGGAAACUACAUCAAGGAGGGUACAGACUCCGCUAAAAGCACUUGUUUGAUUUUUUCACCCAAAGAAGAAGAUUCCGUUGGAGCAUUAGGAAGAUAUCUUCAACUAUUUGCUCAACACGAGGUCAAUUUAUUGCACAUCGAAUCGAGAAGCUCGCUUCGUCGAUCGAACGUGUACGAAUUCGUGGUGGAAUGUGCGCCCGGUGGAAAUCUUGGAGCAAUGAUAGAAAAUUUACGCGAGCAGUGCAGCUAUUUCUCAAUUAUAUCUAGAAAUCAUAAAGAUAAUAUGGGAACCGUGCCAUGGUUCCCGAGAAGGAUCAGGGACCUCGACAAAUUCGCCAACCAAAUCCUCUCUUAUGGAUCUGAACUGGAUAGCGACCAUCCGGGAUUCACGGACCCCGUUUACCGACAAAGGCGCAAGUACUUUGCUGACCUAGCUUACCAUUACAAACACGGUCAACCGAUACCCAGAGUGGAGUACACUAAAGAGGAGAUCGAGACUUGGGGGGUGGUUUUCCGGAACCUGACGAAGCUUUAUCCAAAGUAUGCUUGCAAGGAGCACAAUCACGUGUUUCCUUUGCUGAUUGAAAACUGUGGCUACAGGGAAGAUAACAUCCCUCAACUGGAGGAUAUUUCAGAUUUCUUAAGAGAUUCUACAGGUUUUACGCUUCGUCCAGUGGCUGGUCUCCUUUCCUCGCGCGAUUUCCUUGCUGGCUUGGCUUUCAGAGUGUUCCAUUCCACGCAGUAUAUCAGACACAGUAGUAAACCUCUGUACACACCUGAACCUGACGUAUGCCACGAAAUACUUGGUCAUGUCCCGUUGUUUGCCGAUCCCUCGUUCGCUCAGUUCUGUCAAGUCGUAGGUCUGGCAUCCCUUGGGGCACCAGAUGAGUAUGUCGAGAAACUUGCUACGUGUUUCUGGUUCACGGUAGAAUACGGUAUUUGCCGGCAAAACGGCGAGCUGAAAGCGUACGGCGCUGGAUUACUCUCGUCUUUCGGCGAGCUGGAGUAUUGUUUGAGCGGUAAACCAGAACUGCGACCUUUUGAACCGGCUAAGACUGCGUUGCAAAAGUAUCCGAUAACUGAAUAUCAACCUGUGUAUUUCGUUGCUGAAGACUUCGAAGAUGCGAAACAGAAAAUGAUCAAAUUUUCCGAGACCAUUCCAAGGAAAUUCGGGGUCAGAUACGACCCGUACACUCAGAGCAUAAAUAUAAUAGAUAGCAAACACCAAAUCGAGGACCUCAUUUACAAUGUAAAUCAAGAAGUACAAAUUCUUAUGGAUGCUCUCAAAAAAUUAAAGCAAUAGAAAUGAAUAUUCAAUAUUUUACCAGCAGAGAAAACAUAAGUUCUUUAAUACUAAUUUAAUAAACAUUUAAUUUUUAAUUUUUUCAAUAUUUUAGUAUUCAAUUAAAAAUAAUAAAGCGAUAUUUUUAAAAGUUUCUUUUUAGCACGCUUAUGUCACGAUAUUUGAGUGUCAGUCAGAUUUUAUUUAACUCUGCGCAUGCGCAACCAAUGGGACUCCUGUGCUCUACGCAUGCGCAACCAAUAUGAUUCCUGUACUCCACGCAUGCGCAAUCAAUAUGACUCCUGUACUCCACGCAUGCGCAACCAAUAUGAUUCCUGUACUCCACGCAUGCUCAAUCCAUAUGACAAUCAAGGAGCCUGCUUUCAGUCCGGCUUGAACGCACUUCUUUCUCCUUUCGUCCUAUUGGCAUCUUAUGAAGUUAUUACUUAAAAUUUAAUAAAUAAUAAUUUUCAAUCAAAGUAGCAUUAUUAAAAAAGUUGCAAAAAUAUUUCGUUGGGUUUAGGAAUCUUUAUUUGUAACACGUAUGAAUAUUUUCUUGAAUUUCUUUUAAUCAUGUAUUCUUAUUAUUGUUAAUAUAUAACAAUUUAUUAAUUUUUACACGAUUUCACUUGGAAUGUACAUGUAUAAUCAAUAUAACAAUUAUAAAAUAUACCAAUUUCGGUCUCACAUCCACGGGUAUAGGUACGCUCAAAAAUCUAUCACUACACAUUUACAACAAAAUAUAUUAAUAUACAUAUGUAUA